UCAUUAACAGUCUGUACAUGUACGUGUGUGUUAGGCGUCAGUCAUGACCUUCACUGAAAUACUCUUACAUUUUGGUUAUUGAUAUAAAUUUUGUAGUGUUUAAUUUGGAGAAUACUGGUGACACUUGGUUUCUGUUUCCAGACAUUAUGAUGAUGUCCACUAAAUUGAUCAGGAAUAUUUUAAGCAUUCCUAAAUUGUUGCGAGCUUCUUCCUUUUCCUGUUCACGCUGUCUUGACAACCAGAUAAAAGAAGAAACAGCAAAAUUAGUAGAACUGAAGAAGAAAAUUGAUAAUGAUCAGGGGAGCCAGAAGUUUGUCCUUAAGACACCAAAGGGAACUCGGGACUAUGCCCCAAAGCAAAUGGCUGUCAGAGAGAAGGCAUUUAAAGCAAUCAUCAGUUGUUUUGAGCGACAUGGUGCUGAGCAGAUUGAUACUCCAGUCUUCGAAAUGAAGGAAACAUUAACUGGAAAGUAUGGUGAAGACUCCAAAUUAAUCUAUGAUCUUGCUGACCAAGGAGGAGAGUUGUUGUCACUAAGAUAUGACUUGACAGUGCCAUUUGCAAGAUAUGUUGCAAUGAAUAAAAUUGAAAAAAUCAAAAGAUAUCACAUUGCCAAAGUAUACAGGCGAGACAACCCAGCCAUGACAAGGGGACGGUACAGGGAAUUUUACCAAUGUGAUAUUGAUAUUGCUGGCCAGUAUGACGCCAUGAUUCCUGAUGCUGAGUGUGUCAAGAUUGUAUCAGAAAUAUUAACAGAUUUAAAACUUGGAGAUUUCACAAUAAAGGUUAACCAUCGUCAGUUGCUGGAUGGUAUGUUUGCUGUUUGUGGGGUGCCAGAGGAGAAGUUUCGAUCCAUUUGUUCAGCCGUGGAUAAAUUAGACAAGCUUCCUUGGGAAGACGUGAAAGCAGAAAUGGUUGGAGAGAAGGGUUUGGAGCCAAGUGUGGCAGAUAUGAUCGGAGAAUACGUAAAACUUAAGGGAGGAAUGGAACUUGUGGAACUCCUGACAGCCGAUGAAGCUCUUAGCAGCAACAAGAGUGCAAAAGCAGCGCUAGACGACAUGAAACUUCUUCUUCAAUAUGUUGACUUGUUUGCGAUUGCAGAUAAGGUGUCUUUCGAUUUGAGUCUGGCCAGAGGGUUGGAUUAUUACACAGGAGUAAUAUAUGAAGCAAUAUUAACAGGAGAACAACCUGAUCUGGGAAAGGCUGCUAAAGGUGAGCCUGUGGGUGUUGGGUCAGUGGCUGGCGGUGGUCGCUAUGACAACCUUGUUGGGAUGUUUGACCCCAGGAAAAAAAAGGUUCCUUGUGUUGGUGUAAGCAUAGGAAUUGAAAGAAUAUUCUCCAUUCUGGAAGCUAAAGCUGAGGCGGCAGGCAAAGUGCGAACCACAAAGACGCAGGUGUUAGUGGCAUCCGGCCAGAAAAAUCUCUUAAAUGAACGCCUUAAACUUGCCUGCCAGCUGUGGGAUGCAGGAAUUAAGGCUGAAUUAUUUUACAAAAAGAACCCAAAGAUGCUGAACCAAUUUCAAUUCUGCGAAGAAAAUGGAGUUCCUUUCUGUGUUGUCAUUGGCGAAAGUGAGAUUGAGAAAGGUGUUGUAACUCUUAGAGAAAUGAGCUCCAGAACAGAGGAACCGAUAAAACGGGCAGAACUGUGCGACGAAAUCAAGAGACGGUGUGCAGAGCUUGAAACACAAUCAGAAUGAAAUUUAUAACCCACUGAUAAAAACAGAAGAAAUUUGACGCCAUGGCUUGUUCCCAGUCAUCUCUCAAGAAACGCGGGUGUAAUUUGUCUCAUAAGACUUAAGAGUAAACUAGUGACGAGUCCGUUUUACCCCCGUCCCUGUCCUCUCUUGUAAACACUUCAUGACGCGGGUACAAUUUUCUCACAGUAACAGACGACUGGAGACAUCUCGGCUGGACGCCUGUGUUCGACGAGUUGAAGAAGAAAACUAUAGAUACAAACGAGACCUGCAAUUUUCAAUUGAAUAAACUACAUUCUGUUGUUAA
This is a messenger RNA of Orbicella faveolata, 1998 nucleotides long. Its product is annotated as histidine--tRNA ligase, cytoplasmic-like. The record is from RefSeq and is a predicted model, not a curated record. Gene Ontology annotation, cellular component: cytosol; mitochondrion; cytoplasm. Gene Ontology annotation, molecular function: RNA binding; histidine-tRNA ligase activity; ATP binding. NCBI's taxonomy places the organism in Eukaryota, Metazoa, Cnidaria, Anthozoa, Scleractinia, Merulinidae. Gene Ontology annotation, biological process: histidyl-tRNA aminoacylation; mitochondrial translation.